Molecule: messenger RNA, 1300 nt
Organism: Oryzias latipes (Japanese medaka)
Lineage: Eukaryota; Metazoa; Chordata; Actinopteri; Beloniformes; Adrianichthyidae
Gene: fam50a
Product: family with sequence similarity 50 member A
Biological process (GO): chromatin organization
Cellular component (GO): nucleus
Source: RefSeq, a predicted model, not a curated record
CAACAUUUGGGACUGCGCCUGCGCGGCGGCCAUUUUUGUUGUUGGGGAACCCGCAGUGUUUUGAAGCUCUGGAAAACUCUGUCACUUUUUGAUUAAACCUCGCUUCUAAGCCUCUUGUUUGUGAGUUUUUUUUCUCGGAGGAAACCUCAAACUUCAGGUGGAAAAUGGCGCAGUACAAAGGAGCCGCUAGCGAGGCUGGAAGAGCCAUGCAACUGAUGAAGAAGCGGGAGAAAGAGCGAGAACAGCUCGAGCAACUGAAGCAGAAGAUAGCAGAGGACAACAUGGUGAAGGCCAACAUCGACAAGAAGUUCUCUGCUCAUUACGACGCCGUGGAGGCUGAGCUGAAGUCCAGCACCGUUGGUCUGGUGACGCUAAAUGACAUGAAGGCCAAACAGGAGGCGCUGGUGAAGGAGAGGGAGAAACAGCUGGCUAAGAAGGAGCAGUCCAAAGAGCUCCAGCUCAAACUGGAGAAGCAGAAGGAGAGGAAGAGAAAGGAGGAACAGAAGAGGAAGAUAGCCAGUUUAUCCUUUAAUCCUGAAGAAGAAGAGGAGGAAAGUGAGGAGGAAGAGGCAGAAGACGAGCUAGAUGAAGGUCCAGUGAAGAAGAAGAAGUUGGGUAAAAAUCCAGACGUGGACACGAGUUUCCUGCCUGAUCGGGACAGAGAGGAGGAAGAGAACCGGCUCAGAGAGGAGCUAAGGCAGGAGUGGGAGCUGAAGCAGGAAAAGAUUAAGAAUGAGGAGAUUGAAAUCACAUUCAGUUACUGGGACGGGUCUGGACACCGGAAAACCGUCAAGAUGAAGAAGGGUAACACCAUCCAGAACUUUCUGCAGAAGGCCCUGGAGGUCCUGAGGAAAGACUUUAGUGAGCUAAGAUCUGCUGGAGUGGAGCAGCUGAUGUACAUCAAAGAAGAUCUGAUAAUCCCACAUCACCACAGCUUUUACGACUUCAUUGUCACCAAAGCCAGAGGGAAGUCUGGGCCGCUGUUCAGCUUCGACGUCCAUGACGACAUUCGGCUGGUGAACGACGCCACGGUGGAGAAAGAUGAGUCUCACGCAGGUAAAGUGGUGCUGAGGAGCUGGUACGAGAAGAACAAGCACAUUUUUCCUGCCAGCCGCUGGGAACCGUAUGAUCCGGAGAAAAAAUGGGACAAAUACACGAUCCGGUGAUCCUCCUCCGUGUUCCAGGAACCCCUGAUGGCCAUAUUUCUGUCAUAUUUUCUCAGAACUUGUAAUCAUUGUCGUUUUCUGUAAAGUGCCGCUUGGCUCUUUGUACCUAAUAAACUGUGAAAGCGUCUCGCGGG